Phaeoacremonium minimum UCRPA7 is the source of this 2394-nucleotide messenger RNA. RefSeq names its product putative negative regulator of differentiation 1 protein. Gene Ontology annotation, cellular component: cytoplasmic stress granule. NCBI's taxonomy places the organism in Eukaryota, Fungi, Ascomycota, Sordariomycetes, Togniniales, Togniniaceae. The transcript has a single exon. Gene Ontology annotation, biological process: mRNA splicing, via spliceosome. The record is from RefSeq and is a predicted model, not a curated record. Bases 1 to 2394 code for a protein of 797 amino acids. Gene Ontology annotation, molecular function: mRNA binding.
AUGCAGGAUCUCAAUGGUCCCGUGGGUCAGUCCGGACCGAGCGCGGGUCCGGUAGGCCGUUACCCCGGACAUGCUUCGAAGCCCUCCAACAGUGACACCGGCUUCUCUCAUGGCGCCUUCACCUCGAACAUCUCCGGCUUUGCUGACAGGCACCCUCGGCGUGGAAACAUUCCUUCUAUCAACACCCAGCCAAUUGCUGCUCCUCAGCCUCCCACCAAUGGCCCAGACAUGACUACUCCCGGUACUGCCUUUGACAUGCAGUUCACCCCUCUUCUGCCAUCUCAGCUGCUCUUGGGCAGCCCUUUCCAGCCUGGAACGCCAGCUGCUUUUGCCAGCCCACAGUUCCAGAAUCUGUCUGGCUUUCAACAUGCUCAACAGCAGAGUGCGCAGCAGCAGAAUGGCAUUGGAAGCCCGGUGCAGCAGAACAUGUCACCUCAGGCUUACCAGGCCAUCGUCUCGCCCUCUACUUAUGGUGCCCCCCAAUUUUACUCUCCGCAGUCCCCUACUGCCGGGUACGGCAACAUGGGUGGCCAGGUAGCUAUGCAAAUGCAGCCUGGAUCCCCGGUCCAGAUGUCUCCUGGUGUGGUCAGCGGCACGAGCCGUACAGUCUACCUAGGUAACAUCCCUCAGGAUACAUCUGCUGAGGAGAUCCUCGGCCACGUCCGCAGCGGACAGAUUGAGUCGGUUCGCCUGCUGCCCGACAAGAACUGCGCCUUCAUCUCUUUCCUGGACGCGAGUUCGGCGACCCAUUUCCACUCUGAUGCCAUCUUGAAAAAGCUCUGCAUCAAGGGCCAGGAUAUCAAGGUUGGUUGGGGCAAGCCCUCCCAAGUACCGACAUCAGUCGCAUUGGCGGUUCAGCAGUCUGGUGCUUCUAGGAACGUAUAUCUGGGCAAUCUGCCCGAGGAUAUCACGGAAGAGGAGCUGCGUGAGGACCUUGGGAAAUUUGGCGCCAUUGACACAGUGAAAAUUGUCCGGGAGAAAAAUAUCGCGUUCAUUCACUUCCUGUCUAUUGCCAAUGCGAUCAAGGCUGUCUCCCAGCUUCCCCAGGAGCCGAAGUGGCAAACUCCUAGACGUGUGUACUAUGGCAAGGAUCGAUGUGCCUAUGUUUCCAAGACACAGCAGCAAAACGCUGCCCAAUACCUUGGAAUUGCUCCCGGCUAUGCUCACAUGCUGACCGGUGCUGAUCGUGAUCUCAUUUCCAGUGCCUUGGCCCAGCAAUCUGUGGCUGCUGCUGCUGUGGCCACUACUGCUGGUGGAAUCAACAACCUUGGUAACCGAACGAUCUACCUCGGAAACAUUCACCCCGAGACGACCAUUGAGGAGAUCUGCAAUGUGGUUCGUGGUGGGCUCUUGCACCAUAUCCGUUACAUCCCGGACAAGCAUAUCUGCUUCGUGACGUUCAUUGAUCCCACCGCAGCCGCAUCGUUCUAUGCUCUCAGCAAUCUCCAGGGCCUCAUGAUUCAUAACAGACGGUUGAAGAUUGGCUGGGGAAAGCAUUCUGGCGCUCUUCCCCCAGCGAUCGCUCUAGCUGUUAGUGGCGGUGCCUCUCGAAAUGUAUAUAUUGGUAACCUGGAUGAGACGUGGACCGAGGAGAGACUUCGACAGGACUUCUCUGAGUUUGGCGAGAUCGAGCUUGUCAAUACUCUGCGUGAGAAGAGCUGUGCCUUUGUCAACUUCACGAACAUUGCCAAUGCCAUCAAGGCGAUCGAGGCUAUCCGAAGCAAAGAUGAGUACAAGAAAUUCAAGGUGAACUUUGGUAAAGAUCGUUGUGGAAACCCUCCGAGACAGUUGUCGCAACAGGCUCAACAGUCGCCUCGAACUGAGACUGUUCCAUCCCCGCCGCCUCAGGGUAGCCAGAAUGGUGGAUCACCGACAAAUGGCCAAACACCAACGCAACCUGCAUUGUUCAAUAGCAACAGCAACCCGUUGACGAUGUACCUGAACCAUGUCUCUGCGCAGGCUCAACAGCAUCAUCACCAGCAGCAUCAGGUUCUUGCAGCUCAGCAGGCCGCCCUCUUCGGAACGGCUGCCUCAUCGCCAAAUGAGCUGACUCUGGAGGUUCCGCAAGGCCCUAUCUCUGGCCACGGCCAGUCUGCCAGCAUCUCUAACGGAUAUGCAACUCAGAAUUCCGCAUCUGGUGCUACCACGAUCGGCGGGCUUCUUGCGCCAGGCCCACGUGGCCAGCACAACCGAGCUGUGAGCUUGCCGGUGCUAGCUCCUGGUUUCGAGAAUGGGGGAACAAGCCCGAACAGCGUUCCGGGUAGCAACGGUGGCAGCGAUGGUGAGCGAAGAGGUCACCAGUACCAGGCCAGCUUUGGCGGGAUCGGCAGCGGACUUGGUCUUGCCAUCCAUGGCGGUUUGAAUGGUUGGGUUGAGGAAGAGGUGGCCAAUUGA